Molecule: messenger RNA, 564 nt
Organism: Acanthisitta chloris (rifleman)
Lineage: Eukaryota; Metazoa; Chordata; Aves; Passeriformes; Acanthisittidae
Gene: DMAC2L
Product: ATP synthase, H+ transporting, mitochondrial Fo complex, subunit s (factor B)
Exons: 4
Source: RefSeq, a predicted model, not a curated record
AGGACGCCGCCGCGGCCGCCGGGCGCCUGCAGAGGGUUCUGGGGAUGGCUGAACGCCGUGUUCAACAAGGUGGACUACGAGCGCAUCCAGGCCGUCGGCCCCGACCGCGCGGCGUCGGAGUGGCUGCUGCGCUGUGGCGCGUUGGUUCGCUUCCAGGGCUCUCGGAAGUGGCAGCAGGACUACAAUGGGCUCCCCACAGGACCCCUGGGGAAGUACAGGAUAGAAGCAAUUAAUGCCACUGACUCCUGCAUCAUGUACAGAGGAUUUGACUAUCUGGAUGGCCUGGAACAUGUUACAGAUAUCAAGCUGGAGAAGUGCAUCUACAUCCAGGAUGAGUGUCUGCAGAGGCUCAGUGAGACCAACAACCUGCAGAAGAGUCUCCUCAAGCUGAAGAUCAUAUCCUGUGGGAAUGUCACAGACAAAGGCAUCCUUGCACUCCACAAGCUGACGAACCUGGAAUAUUUGUAUCUGAGUGACCUUCCUGGGAUCAGAGAGAGAAAAACUACCCUUCAUGCUCUUCAGCUGGCACUGCCAAACCUGGAGCUGGAGCUGGAUUUAGACUAA